This is a messenger RNA of Closterium sp. Yama58-4, 867 nucleotides long. The record is from the annotation of a GenBank genome assembly. Lineage: Eukaryota; Viridiplantae; Streptophyta; Zygnematophyceae; Desmidiales; Closteriaceae.
AUGGCCGCGGCCGUCUCCUCCGCUUCCACCGCGCAACUCCAACUCGCGCGCGCAGCCGCCGCUGCGCGAAUUUCUUUGCCGGCCGCGACCGUCGCAUGCCGCCCAGCAGUCGCGGCGCUUUUUCCCGCGAAAAGUCCUGCGCUCCGCCGAGCCGCGACAGUGCCGACUUCCUCUAUAAACGUUACCACAGCCGUCGUCUCUCGCGAUCCGGCUCCUCUGCGGCUCGCUGCGACUGGUUCUAGUUCCACUACCACGCGCUCCGACGGUAGUAGUAGCUCUUCCAAUGUAACCAAUUUACUAGCUGCGGCGCGCUGUGUCGCGGCGCCGUCCUUCUCAGUGCGCUCCGCUCCUGCAGGCUCCACUGGAAGGCGGCUCCACCGUUUCAGCAGAGCGGCGGCCCAAGGAAGCCCGGUGCAAGCGGCGACGGUGGAGGAAUCAGAGGACGACACGUGGCAGCUGAAGCUGCUGUACGACGGCGACUGCCCCAUCUGCAUGCGAGAGGUGGACUUUCUGCAGGGUCGCAAUAAAGAGUUUGGCACGCUCAAGUUUGUGGACAUAGCUGCGAGUGACUAUAGCGCGGAUGAGCAUGCAGGCGUGGCAUAUGAGGCGGCUAUGGGGGAGAUUCACGGGAUACGGCGGGACGGCACCAUAGUCACUGGCGUGGAGGCCUUUCGUGAGUUCUACGAGGCGGUGGGCCUCGGGUGGGUCUAUGCCAUCACCAAGAUCCCUCCGUCCUAUGCCCGACCAAUCAUUCACCACUCUUCCCACUCGUCCUUAUUUCUCUUCCUACUCCUCGUCGCUUUGCUUCUCACUUUCCUCGCAUUCCCACUCCUCCCCGUUCUCUUCCCACGCAUCUCUACUUGUUGA